Messenger RNA from Sungouiella intermedia, 1197 nucleotides. The record is from the annotation of a GenBank genome assembly. NCBI's taxonomy places the organism in Eukaryota, Fungi, Ascomycota, Pichiomycetes, Serinales, Metschnikowiaceae.
AUGAAAUUCCAACUUUUGACUCUCGCCGCAAUUUUGGCUGCCGUGGAAGCCGUUCCAGUGUCGUCCUCUAUUAAGAACACCUGGUCUACUUUGACUCCAUCAGGCACGUUGCCGGAGUCUGCCUCUGCCAUCACUUCCUAUGAUGGGUCAUUCGCUUUGUCUAUCAGAACCAUCUCUGCUUCUGUCAGUGCCGGAAUCUCUUUCGAUAAGAGAGAUGUUGUUUCGCAGAUUGCUGACGGCCAGAUUCAGGCUGGUACCUCUACUCAGGCUGCUUCAACUGCUAACGUUAUCAACCAGAUCAGCGAUGGACAGAUCCAGCAGCAGUCGAAGACUACAGCUAAUGUGAUUAAUCAAAUUUCUGACGGACAGGUUCAGCAACAGACUAAAACCACCGCUAAUGUUGUUAACCAAAUCUCUGACGGACAGAUUCAACAACAGACUAAGACCACUGCCAAUGUGGUAAACCAGAUUUCCGAUGGCCAGAUUCAACAACAGACUAAGACCACCGCUAAUGUCGUUAACCAAAUCUCUGACGGACAGAUUCAACAACAGACUAAGACCACUGCUAAUGUGGUGAAUCAGAUCUCUGACGGUCAGGUCCAACAACAGACUAAGACUACCGCUAGCGUUGUCAACCAGAUCUCUGAUGGUCAGGUGCAACAGCAAACCAAGACCAAGGCCGCCUCUGAAUCCGUCAUCAACCAGAUUUCUGACGGUCAGGUCCAACAACACACCUCUACUGCCACUGCUAACGUUGCUUCACAGGUUUCUGAUGGCCAGGUCCAGGCCACUGGCUCUUCGUCUUCUUCCUCCUCCGCAAACUCGGACUCUAACUCCAUCUUCGGAGAGACCUGUAUUGCUUCGGACGCUUUGACCAUCUCCCUCGAGGAUGGUGAAUUAAGAGACUCCAAGGGCCGUGUUGGAGCCAUUGUUGCCAACAGACAGUUCCAGUUUGACGGUCCUCCACCACAGGCCGGUACCAUCUACGCUGCUGGUUGGUCGUUUGUUCCUGCUUCCUACGUUGGUGAGGGAGAGAAGUCUUCUGACACCAUUGACUCCGGUUACAAGUUGGCUUUGGGUAACCAAACGACCUUCUUCAAGUGUUUGUCUGGAGACUUCUACAACUUGUACGACGCCUCAAUCGGUGGCCAGUGUUCUGCCAUCGAGAUCUUCGUUUUGGAGGCUGUUCUGUGCUAA